AUGAUGGUGGUCUACGCCAUCCUGCUGUCGCUAUGGCUGACCGCGGCACACGGGAUGCGAGACUAUCAGGUUAAAGAGCUCAGGCAAGAAACCGAGCGCAUGUUCUACCACGGCUUUGAGAACUACCUCGAGCAUGCAUUUCCCGACGACGAGUUGCGUCCGUUAACGUGCGGCCCCUUGACGCGCGAUAAUAAGAACUCUGAGCACAACGACGUCCUUGGCAACUACUCCUUGACCUUGAUCGAUAGCUUGUCAACCCUGGCUAUAUUGUCAUCUAGUCCAGAGAGUAGCGAUCGAGCGUUUCGAGGUUUCCAGGAUGGCGUCAAAGACUUUGUUAGACUAUACGGGGAUGGCUCCCGAGGUCCUGCUGGUCAGGGCGAGCGGGCGAGGGGAUUCGAUAUCGAUAGCAAGGUGCAGGUAUUUGAGACUGUUAUUCGGGGAUUGGGUGGACUGCUCAGCUCACACCUGUUCGCCAUCGGCGAACUACCCAUCAUUGGAUACAACCCGUCAGAACCAGAAGUUGCCUUUGCGAGCGCGUGGGAUAAGAAGGGGUUCACGGAGGGUGAUCAUGGUAUUGUAUGGAAUAAUGACUUUGUCUACGACGGCCAAUUCCUUCGCUUAGCCGUCGAUCUUACGCACCGUCUCCUGCCUGCAUUCUACACGGAAACGGGCCUCCCUUAUCCACGUGUCAACUUACGGCAUGGCAUUCCAUUCUAUCAGAAUUCGCCAUUGAAUACCCAGAACAGCAAAGUAAAUGAACGGAAGUCAAAGUACUCGUACAAAAAAGCGGCAGAUGAGAUCACCGAGACUUGCAGUGCAGGUGCGGGCAGUUUGGUACUUGAGUUCACGGUCCUGAGCAGGCUCACUGGCGACGGCCGGUAUGAGGAAUUAGCCAAGAGGGCUUUCUGGGCGGUUUGGUCCCACCGCAGUGAAAUUGGAUUGAUUGGAUUUGGAAUUGACGCAGAGUCAGGGAAGUGGGUGGGACCAUACUCGGGUAUUGGUGCCGGCAUUGAUAGCUUCUAUGAAUACGCGUUCAAAUCCCACGUUCUCCUCUCGGAGGGAGAGCGACCACCUUUCGACCCGAAGAAUCCCUGGAGCAUCUUGGACAAUUAUUAUCUGCCGUUGACCCAGGACCAGCACUCUCCCGAUGCUUUCCUUCAGGUCUGGGAAGAUUCGCAUACGGCAAUCAACCGCCAUCUAUACCGCGGCGAAGGAUAUCAGCAUCCCCAUCUCAUUGUUGGCGAUGUGACCACUGGUGCGACGCGAGCCUUUUGGAUUGACAGCCUGAGCGCGUACUAUCCGGGCCUGCUGGCUCUGGACGGCAAGGUCGAUGAAGCCAUUCAACUCCACCUGCUGACAACUGCCGUCUGGACGCGUUUCUCGGGUCUUCCGGAGCGGUGGAAUGUGGCUACGGGUGAUAUUGACGGCGGCCUGUCCUGGUAUGGAGGUCGGCCGGAAUUCAUCGAGUCCACUUACUAUAUCUACCGUGCAACCCAAGAUCCAUGGUAUCUUCAUGUUGGCGAGAUGGUGCUGCGCGACCUCAAGCGGCGAUGCUGGACCAAGUGUGGCUGGGCAGGUUUGCGGGAUGUCAAAACUGGCGAGAUGAUUGAUCGGAUGGAAAGCUUUUUCCUUGGAGAGACCGCCAAAUACAUGUUCCUACUCUUCUCCCCGGACCAUCCACUGAACAAGGUCGAUGCACCGUGGGUCUUCUCUACGGAGGGCCAUCCUCUGAUUAUUCCCAGGAAGACGACCGCGAGGUCGAAUACCCGGCCCAGUCAUCGACCCAGCCACGAGCAGCAGUUGGCAUCUCCUCAGUAUCUUCCUGAUGACACUUGUCAGGCGCCUCCUACCUCACCGAUAUUUGGCGUCUCAUUCACUGCGUCGCGUUCUGACAUCUUCCAUGCCGCUAGCUUGGCGCGGCUACAUCUUCGACCUCAUCGUGGUACGGGAGAAGGUCCCAUCUUGGCGGACUCCCCCGAUCACCCCGGCGUGUCUGUGUCCGACCUAUCCUCACCAACCAACUAUACUUUCUACCCAUGGACCUUGCCACCCCAACUCGUCCCCUUCAACGCGACCAGCGCGCCAAUGGCCCACCGCCCAACCCUCGACAUUUCCUUCCCCUCUCUCCCGGGCGGCGUCAACCUGGGCUCUGGCGCCCUAGAGCGCGUGCGCGACGGCAUCUUCGUGAAAACAAUUGGCGGUCUCCGGCUAAGCAUGAUUCAGGAUGUCCCACUCCUCGAACAAACCUCCGGCAUGGGGGGCCAUGAGAACGAAGACGGGUACCGGGUGCAGGUGGUCAACAACGUGCCGCUGGGCAAAGAUGAGAAGGUAUAUCUCUCGCGCCAGAUCACCUUUGAUGUUGUCGAUCCCUAUGACCCAAACUUCACCCGGGUCCGCGACGCCGCUAUGCUGGACCUCGUCAUUGACGUUCUCGCAGACCCCUCUCGCCGCAGCAGUGGCUCAGCUGCUCCACGAGCUGACCAGCCUGCAGCAGAACAUCCAGCACAGGCAGAUGGCCAGGAGCCUCACACAACCCGCCGGCAAGCUGCCCUCGCUCCCGACGAGAGCGAUGCCGUCCACGCCCCCGACUCCGCCGUGAGAAGCAUGCUGUCGAACCUGUUCAGCUCGGUGUCCGCGCUGAUUCGAGACGACUCCACUGAAGCUGAAGCAGCGCCGCUGCGACUCAGUCUGCCCGCGACCAUUCCCACUGGCAUCGGGGCUGCGCCGCUGCCUGACGUUGAGGAUGCUUCCACCAUGUCGCUCUUCAGCAACCCCUCCACCAGCCGCCUGUCAUGGUCGACCAUCUACUUCGCCGGCGACCUCUGCUCCGAGCGCAUCCUCCGCGACGUCGCCCAAACCCACGAAGUCCUCGUCAUCAAGCGCGGCGGCUGCACCUUUUCCCAAAAAAUGCGAAACAUCCCCGCCUUCCGCCCCACCCGCUCCGCCCUAAAACUCGUCAUCAUUGUCUCCUACGACGAAGACCCGCCCACUCCCCACGCCGACAAGGGCCCCAAUGAAGGCCCAGAUUCUGGUCCUGCCCCAGCAGCCGCCCUCGCCGCCCUCGCCGCCCUCCGCUCCGAAGGCUCCCUGAUCCGCCCCCAUCUAGACGAGCCCCAGAUGACCGCCAGCGGGAUCCCGCGCAAUAACCCCGUUAGCAUGGUCAUGGUUGGCGGCGGCAAGGAGACCUAUGCGCUGCUGCGGGCCGCGUCGGGCGUGGGGGUUAAGAGGCGGUUUACGAUGCGCUCACGCGGCGUGCCUAUUACGAAUCUAUAUAUCAUUUGA
Molecule: messenger RNA, 3282 nt
Organism: Penicillium canariense
Lineage: Eukaryota; Fungi; Ascomycota; Eurotiomycetes; Eurotiales; Aspergillaceae
Product: glycoside hydrolase family 47 protein
Exons: 4
Coding region: 1-3282 (1093 amino acids)
Biological process (GO): endoplasmic reticulum mannose trimming; carbohydrate metabolic process; mannose trimming involved in glycoprotein ERAD pathway
Cellular component (GO): membrane; endoplasmic reticulum
Molecular function (GO): mannosyl-oligosaccharide 1,2-alpha-mannosidase activity; calcium ion binding
Source: RefSeq, a predicted model, not a curated record